AUGAAGAAUCGAUUUCUGGUGCUGGGCUUGGUGGCGGUAGUUCUGGUGUUCGUCAUCAUCGGCCUCUGCAUCUGGCUGCCCACCACCUCUGGGAAGCCUGACCAUGUGUACUCCAGGGCGGCCGUGGCCACGGAUGCCAAGCGCUGCUCAGAGAUUGGACGGGAUAUGCUACAGGAAGGCGGCUCCGUGGUGGACUCGGCCAUCGCAAGCCUGCUGUGUAUGGGGCUCAUGAAUGCCCACAGUAUGGGCAUCGGGGGCGGCCUCUUCUUCACCAUCUACAACAGCACCACACGAAAAGCUGAAGUUAUCAAUGCCCGUGAAAUGGCUCCCAGGUUGGCCAAUACCAGCAUGUUCAAUAAUUCUAAGGACUCUGAAGAAGGCGGCCUUUCGGUGGCAGUUCCUGGUGAAAUCCGUGGCUAUGAGCUGGCACACCAACGGCAUGGCCGGCUACCCUGGGCUCGCCUCUUCCAACCCAGCAUCCAACUGGCUCGCCAUGGCUUCCCUGUGGGCAAGAGCUUGGCAAGAGCCCUGGACAAAAAACGGGACGUCAUUGAGAAGACACCUGCUUUGUGCGAGGUGUUCUGCCGGCAAGGGAAGGUUCUUCAGGAAGGAGAGACUGUAACUAUGCCGAAGUUGGCCGAUACUUUGCAAAUACUGGCCCAGGAAGGGGCCAAGGCCUUCUACAAUGGGAGCCUCACAGCCCAGAUUGUGAAAGACAUCCAGGAGGCUGGGGGCAUUAUGACGGUUGAGGACCUUAACAACUAUCGUGCGGAAGUGAUCGAGCAUCCGAUGAGCAUCAGCCUCGGGGACUCCACCCUGUACGUGCCCAGCGCCCCACUCAGCGGGCCCGUGCUGAUUCUCAUCUUGAACAUCCUCAAAGGAUACAACUUCUCUCCAAAGAGCGUGGCAACCCCAGAACAGAAGGCGCUGACGUAUCACCGUAUCGUGGAGGCCUUUCGGUUUGCCUAUGCCAAGAGGACCAUGCUCGGUGACCCAAAGUUUGUCGACGUGUCUCAGGUCAUCCGCAACAUGAGUUCUGAGUUCUACGCUACUCAGCUUCGAGCCCGCAUCACUGAUGAAACCACUCACCCAGCCGCCUACUAUGAGCCUGAAUUCUACCUUCCGGACGAUGGGGGCACCGCUCACCUGUCUGUGGUUUCCGAGGAUGGCAGUGCCGUGGCCGCCACCAGUACCAUCAACCUCUACUUUGGCUCCAAGGUCCUCUCGCGGGUCAGUGGCAUCCUGUUUAAUGACGAGAUGGAUGACUUCAGCUCGCCCAACUUCACCAACCAGUUCGGGGUAGCGCCCUCACCAGCCAACUUCAUCAAGCCAGGAAAGCAACCGCUUUCAUCCAUGUGCCCCUCAAUCAUCGUGGAUAAGGACGGCAAGGUUCGGAUGGUGGUCGGAGCCUCGGGAGGUACCCAGAUCACCACGUCUGUCGCACUGGUAGGUGCCUUUUGCCUGUUCUUUCCUGCCUCCUCCUCCUCUCCCUGCCCUUGCUUCCCGGCUAUGCUAACACCUUGCUAUCUACCCUUCCAGGCCAUUAUCAAUAGCCUGUGGUUCGGGUAUGAUGUGAAGAGAGCCGUGGAGGAGCCCCGACUUCACAACCAGCUUUUGCCCAAUACCACAACAGUAGAGAAAAAUAUUGAUCAGGUGGUGACUGCAGGUCUGAAGACUCGGCACCACCAUACAGAGGUCACACCCGACUUCAUCGCUGUGGUUCAGGCCGUCGUUCGAACGUCAGGCGGUUGGGCAGCUGCCUCAGAUUCCAGAAAAGGCGGGGAGCCCGCUGGCUACUGAGUGCCCGGAAGGGGCAAGACUGACCUGCAGCCAAGAGACGAGAGUGGGACUCUGGAGAACAUGCUGCCCCUGGGUGGGAGAGAGCAGGAUAAUAAACGGAGGCCACCGCCAAGUUGCGGGAAGCCUUUGCAGGCUGGA
Rattus rattus (black rat) is the source of this 1938-nucleotide messenger RNA. RefSeq names its product gamma-glutamyltransferase 1 (gene Ggt1). Gene Ontology annotation, molecular function: glutathione gamma-glutamate hydrolase. Gene Ontology annotation, biological process: regulation of inflammatory response; regulation of immune system process; glutathione catabolic process. Gene Ontology annotation, cellular component: plasma membrane. The record is from RefSeq and is a predicted model, not a curated record. Lineage: Eukaryota; Metazoa; Chordata; Mammalia; Rodentia; Muridae.